GUCUCGAGCAACAAUUAAGCACCAUAGAGUCAUCUAUUUCAUCUAUUGAGAGAACUACAGACACACAGACAAAUAUUAUCAUUGAUAUUUAUGAUAAUGAAGGGCAUGUACAAAAAGUGAAACAAAAGAUACCAGAGAUUUUACAGAAAAUUGCAGCUUUAAGAAACCUAAACUUAGAAGAUGCUGUAAACAAGGCAAAGCAAGCUGUUGAAAGGUCUGGAGGUUCUUCACUGGCAGACGGAAAACUACCAGUUGAGGCAACUCCUUCUGAUAGAAAGAAAACCAAUGUGGACAAAACAGCUGAAACCAGCAACAUGGAAGAUGACUUUGAUUAUUCAGGAUUAUUCAAGCAAG
Messenger RNA from Candidula unifasciata, 354 nucleotides. NCBI's taxonomy places the organism in Eukaryota, Metazoa, Mollusca, Gastropoda, Stylommatophora, Geomitridae. The record is from the annotation of a GenBank genome assembly.